AUGGGACCAAAUGUUGGAGAGGUUGUUAUGGUAAAACAUAAAAAUAUUUUGAAAAAUCCCUCGGCAAGGAAUUUCACAAGUUCUGAACUGGUCAAGUGGGCCUUUGAGGUCAGGCAACAACCCCUGGUGAAAAUCUUGUCUCCUUCAGGAAUGAAAAGUCUUCAGCUGUCGACUGAGAUAGCGAAAGGUGCCACUGUGAUAAUGUUUUAUAUUCACAAUCCUUUAUUUGAUGCUAAUCAAUACUAUCAUUUGUUACGUGAAGUAGCAUUGGACUACAUCAGGUGUACAAAAGAUAACUCUUUUAAUGAAAUGAUUUCCUCCAGCUUUAACCAUAGACUUUCUUCCAUGAAGAAGAUAAAAGAGACAGUUGAAAUCUGUCGGAAAUCACAUCUGCUAUACCAACUACAACAAAAACAAAACCAUGUUUAUCUACACCCCUCAGAUUACCCCCAACCUUCUUCAAGCUCGUCAGAAACACUGGGCAUGAACAGUAUGUCUCCGCCCUCCCCUAUGUGUCGGUGUUGUGUCAGUGUUCUACACAAGCAACUUCUCCAGGGGCAUGUCUAUCACAAUGUCUGCCUCUCAUGCCGCACAAAUCGGACGGUUCUUUUUUAUGCAAUGGAUGUAAUUAACCAUUCAGUAUUUGCCGAGAGACUAGGCAUUAAUGCCACGGAAUUAGCACGCACAAAGAAGCCAGCGUUAAUCAUCAUUGACGAGAAGGACGAAAAAAGUUACUUUUUAAAAAAACCUUUCACAAAAUCUUUUGUAGCUGAAUUCAUUGCAAACUACACAACAGGCGACAUAGAACGAGAAAUGUUGUCUUCUCCUUCUAGCAAGUCUGUCAAUCACCAAAACCAUAAUUCAAGUGAUAAAGAUAAAAAUUUAAACAGAGAAAGUGGUGUGCCACCUGAUACAGACUUUGAUUCAUCCUCAACCACACCUAAUAUUGUGAGGGUAACAGAAAUUACAUCUCACACUUUCCAGCAGCUUGUUAUAAAUACGUCCAAUGAUGUUUUACUUUUAUAUUACGCCCCCUGGUGUGGCUUCUGUGCCAGCUUUGCCCACAUAUAUCUGUCCUUGGCCAGGUAUUUUCAGCAGGCAAGCAACCUUUUAUUUGCAAGAAUCAAUGGAGAAAGUGAAGAUCUGCCUUGGGAAUACACUGCAGACACCUACCCCACACUGUUGUUUUUUCCAUCUGGAAGGCAACAAGACAGUAUCGUGUUUUCUGAAGAACUGCCCAAAAGCCUGCCAAACCUGAUUCGUUUUGUCCUUCAUCAUGCCACCCAUUCUGUGAGGCUUCGAACUGACACGGCCCAGCGCUGCACAUCUCGUUGCAUAAAUACCAAUUUGCAGAAUGCCUUCAAUCGCAUUUCCAUCCUUGACAAACAGCUAAAACGUCUUGAGCAUAGACUUGCUCGUCUCGAGGGCACUAUUUUCCGUUCGAACUUGCUCAACGCUUCCCACAAGGCAGAUCCCCUGACGACGCCUGUGCAGGCCACUUCCAUUCUGGCACUACGCACUCACUGGGGUCAACAAGUGCAUAAAAAGCAGCACCAAAAACAGAUCUGUCAGAAACUGGUGCACUUUUUACAGAGGACUAGACAGUCAUUGGAUAAAGACGAUUUGGUCAGAUUCAUGAAAGCCAACAACAUUUUAUUAGAAUCGGCACCGAGUCGUUAG
Molecule: messenger RNA, 1680 nt
Organism: Acanthosepion pharaonis
Lineage: Eukaryota; Metazoa; Mollusca; Cephalopoda; Sepiida; Sepiidae
Source: the annotation of a GenBank genome assembly